This is a messenger RNA of Helianthus annuus (common sunflower), 1572 nucleotides long. RefSeq names its product GDSL esterase/lipase At3g48460. Lineage: Eukaryota; Viridiplantae; Streptophyta; Magnoliopsida; Asterales; Asteraceae. The transcript is spliced from 2 exons. The record is from RefSeq and is a predicted model, not a curated record. The coding region runs from base 1 to 1572 and encodes 523 amino acids. Gene Ontology annotation, molecular function: hydrolase activity, acting on ester bonds.
AUGACAAACUUCAAAUGUAUAUCUCUCCUUCUAGCGGUUGUGCUUGUAUCUUUAAUUCUUAAUCCUACGUUUGCACAUAAUCCUAAACAUAACCGUCCACCAAGAGACCCGAAAGAUUGUCCACCACCAAUACCAAAGAAACCGAAACCACCAAGAGACCCAAAAGAUUGUCCACCACCAAUACCAAAGGUCCCAAAACAACCGCCACCAGCACAAGACCCUCCACCACCACAAGACCCUCCGCCACCGCAAGAACCCAAACAAGACCCUCCACCACCUCAAGAACCCAAACAAGACCCUCCGCCCCCUCAAGAACCCAAACAAGACCCCCCGCCCCCAGAAGAACCCAAACAAGACCCCCCGCCACCAGAAGAACCCAAACAAGACCCCCCGCCACCAGAAGAACCCAAACAAGAGCCCCCGCCACCAAAAGAACCCACACAAGACCCUCCAGAAGAACCAAAAAUAGUCACACCACCAAACGGACCAGAAAAACCAACUCCAUUCCAUAACCUCUACAUAGGCUAUUUCUCUAUCGUCAUUGCUUUUGGAGAUUCAUAUACAGACACGGGAAAUGCUCAAUAUAUGGGUAGUAUCACUAUAACAACCACGGAAUCUUCGAGCUCACCAUAUGGCUCCACCACAUUCGGAAAGAAAUCCAACAGACUAAGCGAUGGACGUCUAGUUAUUGAUUUUAUAACCGACGCCCUAGGCUUGCCGACCUUACCUCCCUACAAAGAGACCAAAGCUAACUUCGAUAAUGGUGUAAACUUCGCCAUAGCCGGAGCCACGACUCUAGCCAAUGACCUUUUUUCCAAGUUGAAACGAAUUUUUCUAUGGAAAGGAACACCUCUCGGUAUAAUGACCGAGUUAGAUUGGUACAAAAAGUAUCAAAUAGACCAAUUAUGUAAGGGGCUUGACCAGAAAGCAUGUGCCGAAAAACUAAAAACUGUGUUAUUUUGGGUCGGGGAGAUUGGAAUCAACGACUUUUCGCGUGCGGUUGGAUCUAAGAUUCCGCUUUCAUCAAUCGCCAAGUCAUCGGUUACGUACACAGUUGAACUCGUUCGGACAUUAAUACGAAACGGCGCAAAGAAUAUAGUAGUUCAAGGUUUACCUCCGCUCGGUUGUCUUCCUCUAGACAUCUCGAUAACCCCGUUAAGUCUGCGCGACAGAUCGGGCUGUUCACAGAUCGUAAACGCAGCAGUAGUAAUCCACAACCAAAUCCUACAAGCCAAAUUAGAACUGUACAGAAAAUUGUUUCCGGAUGUUACAAUCAUAUACGCAGAUUCUUGGAAAGCAUUCUACGCGAUUAGAAACAACCCGCAAAAGUACAAAAUUCAAGAAGUCAAUAAAACUUGUUGCGGGUUUAAACAAGACGACAUGAACUUCAAUCUUCAAUCCUUAUGCGGGGCUUCGGGUACUUCCAUAUGCGAUGAUCCGAGCAAAUAUAUCAGUUGGGACGGGAUUCAUCCAACCGAAUCUAUGAAUUACCACAUGACCGAUCAAUACAUAAAUCACCAGUGUUGUAAUCCGCCGUUCCAGGAGCUCAUGAAGAAAAAAGCUCCAAAGUAA